This is a messenger RNA of Linum trigynum, 2837 nucleotides long. The record is from the annotation of a GenBank genome assembly. Lineage: Eukaryota; Viridiplantae; Streptophyta; Magnoliopsida; Malpighiales; Linaceae.
UACGAAACUUGUUGACCAUAAAGACACGUGUUCUUACCACACUUGGGUUAAUAAACAAGUUGUUGAGUCAUUUACAAAGAGAUUAGAGAGAGUCGUGCCAAGUAUUGAUGAACUCGUCCACUUUUCUUUUUUUGCACGGUGUUUAGUAGUUGUCAUAGAAAGAGUGUCGUCUAUAUGUGCAAUCAAAGUAAAUGUAACAAGAGCUUUUACUCCAUGGAUUGUAAUUUAUUAUUUAUGGUCAUGUAUGUAAUGGGCUGUUGGGAUAAGUUUGUUUUUUGGAUUCACAUAUGAUGUCAACUAAGAGUCAUGUGGAUACUUCAUGCUCAAAAGGGUUUGCUCCACGGUAACCCUUUACCAUCGUCUCUCUUUACCAUCAACAUGAAAUAUUUUUCCAUCAUUUUUAGUUAAGACUGCUCGUAGUAUCCACAAUAUAAUAAUGUUUAUUUAACUGUUUAACUUGCGUUUUGGUGAUGAUUUACUUAUAUUGGAUAUGUGCAUACUCGGGACAAGUUAAAACAACUCCUUCUCGAGUUUUUAUGACUUUACGGGCUGCUAUGUAAUCUCGCGAAGUGUGUAACAUAUUUUAAGAGGGGUUUGAACAAACUGUAAGGCUCACUCUAAGGCGCAUAAUCGGAUUUUAAAACGAGGUCAUUAUUUGUUUGUUACUUAAGACUGCCUUUAAUUUAUUAGUAAAAUUAUGUUUGUUUUGGUUGUAAAAACUUUGUUUUUGGAUGCACAAUUUGAACAUUCGAAAUAUAAGCUAUAAAUUGAGCUGCAAAUUUGGAGGAAGAAAAUACAAUUGCUUUUUCACUGUCCAGAGCCGAUUACCUACUUUAAAAAGAUAUCAAUAUCAUCCAGAUGACCAAAUUUUAUUCUAAAGUCUAACUAUGUAAAAUUAUUCAAUUCAUUAGGAGAUUUUGUUAAUUAAUCCGAGAAAAGAAGGAUUUUUGGUUUAUGGGCUGAAUCUAUGUAUGAGUUACCCGACAGAAAGGACAGUUACUGCUUUCCCUCUUUUCCCCCUCUCCUCUCUUCUCCCGCUGUUUCUGUCUGUCUUCUUCUUCCUUCCCCACCUUUCUACUCACUUUUCCCUCUCUCAGCUUUCUCUCCGCGUAGACAGAGAUUCGCCAAUAAGAAAUCUCGCCCCAUCUCCACCCAACAGAAACCUUAGCCGCAGAGACCAAAACUUUUGUUUCCUGGAGUGGGUGGUUACUUAGUAGGUGGAGCUGGUAGAAGGGUGUUUGAGGCGCUUGGAGGGCGGGAGCGCUGACCAUGGAAGCCAUCAAGAAGCAAGCUGCUAAGCUAAGAGAGCAAGUUGCCAAGCAGCAACAGGCAGUACUGAAACAUUUGGGACAUUUUGGACAAGAUUCUAUAGUUCUCGAUGAAGCUGAGCUGCAAUGUUACCAACAUCUACAAAACCUGUACAAUUCUACUAGGACAGCAAAGCAUUUACAGAAGAACAUAGUUCGUGGAGUUGAAGGUUACAUUUCUGUGGGUUCGAAGGAAAUGGAGAUAGCAAGAAAGUUGGCUGUUGACUGUUGCAAAUAUGGAGAUGAUGGACAAUGCACAGAUCCUCAUGUUUCCAAAGCUGUUAGUCAAUUUGGUGCCUCGCACACUUCAAUGGAGGGUGAAAGAGAAACAUUGCUUGGGGUUCUUAGUGGUCAGGUUUCUGAGCCGCUCCGGGCGUUAAUAACUGGAGCCCCUCUGGAGGAUGCUCGUCACUUGGUGCACCGGUAUGACAAGCUUCGCCAGGAAGUUGAGGCUCAGGCUGCCGAUGUAAUGAGGCGUCGCUCAAAGACUAAGGAUUCUGAUAUAACUGCAGAGAAUUCCAUGAAGCUCCGAGUUGCUGAAACUAGGUUGACCGAGCUUAAAUCUAGUAUGGUGGCACUUGGGAGAGAAGCAACUGAUGCCAUGUCUUCGGUUGAAAAUCAACAGCAAGAGAUCACGAGUCAGCGGCUCUUUGCCAUGGUGGAUGCAGAGAGAUGCUAUCAUCAACAUGUUCUUGGUAUCCUAGAAAAGCUGCAUGCUGAGAUGACUUCAGAGGAGCAAUCCUAUGAGUCCACUUCACAAACAGUGGCUGCAGAGAAAGAAGCUAAUCUUCCAACUCAGCAGGAGUACAGUAUCACUAAUGGAACAACAGACGAUGCUACUAGCUUAAAGGAUGCACUAUUCAUAGCCAAGGUUGUACACCCAUUUGAUGCAGACGCAGAAGGGGAAUUGAGUCUAUCGGUCAAUGACUAUGUCAUAGUUCGGCAGGUGGCCCCUACGGGUUGGUCGGAAGGGGAAUGCAGAGGGAAGGCUGGAUGGUUCCCUUCCGCUUACGUGCAGAAAGAAGAGAAAGCACCUGCAAACAUGAGGUUGGAAACAGACUCAUCGUCGAAGUCUUGAAUCCCAUAAAAAAAAACCCAACAAGAAGAAGAGUCGGUGUACGAAAUGUCGGUUGUAUUGUAUAUGAUGUAUCUUAAUUUCUUCCCACACACCAUCAUGUGCUGGUGCUGUCCAAUCUCUGUAAUGUGUAUUAUUGUUGAUGGAAUGCUGGAACAAUAAUUGCAUCCCUUGUAAGGCUCUGUAUGUAUUCUUUUAUAGAUACACGGGUUAGAAGAGAGGAAGAGACCUGUUUGAAACUGUAAAUUUACGGAAUUGAUUGCAGAAAUUUAGCUCAUUAUUCAUAAUGACUUCUUCUGUUCCAGAGCUCAAGCAAUGUCUGAGACUACUUUUCUUCACACUAAUUACAGCACCCAGAUACUCACAAAGGGCAAGCAUAUUUGCUGUUCCAACAGAGCUCUAACUAUACUAACCAUCAAACAUCAACUGGUUUCCAAUCAAUUCGUUCCAAGGAU